AUGCCGCUGCGAGGCUUACGCCCGGGGAGGAGCGAAAAGGACCUCAAGCGCCGCAGCACCCUCGACCCUUCCAGCAUAUUCAAGCGUGAGCAGGCGUCGCGCGCCCAGUCCGCCGUCGACCUCGCCCCCAACCGCGGCAUCCAGUCAAGCGAUGGCACGCGCCCGUCCCACUUCGAUCCGCGGGUUUCCUGGGCUGGCGAGCCGCCGCCCUCGCCGCCCAUCCAAGAACACAACGCGCAGACGCGCCGCUUCAGUAUGUUGAGGUUUCGUCACGCCUCAGACCCGCAGCUGUCCCAGAAGGCGAAAGAACACGCCCUGAUGGCCGCCGCCCGCGACGCUCCUCCGGUGCCCGCCAUGCCCGCAGCUCCCGCAAUCAUUACGACCGCACCGACCAUGGAGCCUCCUCCAAACCCGCCGCCCAAGAAGAAGACGAAAUUCCCCACCUUCAGGCGCCGCCUAUCCUUCGAGCCCAACAUCGAUUCGUCUCCGCGGAAGUCGUCGGAACAUAAGCGCAGCGCCGAGCACGCGCGUCCAAGUUUGGGAGGAUUGAUGGAGGCACGGCCAAGCCAGGAGGAUCCCGCGCGCCUCUCCGUAUCGCGAGCCCGUGAAGCGACUCCCGAGAACGGGCAUUCGAAUGCCGGAUCGCAGACUGCGCUGGGAGGGAGACUGUCAGACUCGUCACGGUCCGACGCGAGCUCGAACGACCACGUCCAGCUUGCGACAAACAAGCGGCCUUUGCUAACGUCGCAUUCCACCAUCUUCAGAUUGCCCAGGAGAAACAAGGAGUCGAACCGCAAAUCCCUAUUUCCUUUGCCCGUUAGGAUACCCGCCCCUCCAGAGUUCCCAGACACAGCUCCCGCUACCCCGCGCGCGUCUACCAGCGGCGUCAGCGUCAAUUCCCCCCAUCAUUCCCCCGACGGAACCUAUAGUCCUCCUUUGACCGCCGUACAUCGAUCAAACACCGAUGGAAGCAGUCACCCCUCACAACCUUCAUCACACUCCGCGCUUUCGUCCGCUGUCAACGGUGCAUCCCACGCAGAACCCAACCUUUUGAGAAAUGACUCGACAAACUCAGCGCGUUCGGCGCGAUCCUCGCAUUCUUUAGCGCCUCCAGCGAAAGUUGGACUCCGAAAUCGCUCUUCUACCAUGGGCUCAGUUGGGGCGUCAGGACGAGGAUCGCAUUCGACGUCGUUGAACAUUAGCCGAGAAACUUUGGUGGUACCUACAAGAGAGGAAGGCGAAACCCCUGGAAGAUACCUCGAACGCCUAGAAGAGAACAUCGAUCGAAGCCUGAUAGCAAGCAUCGUUGCCAAGCAUGGGGAUGAGUUCUCGUUGGCGGUUCUGCGAAGUUACAUGCGAAGAUUCAUGUUUUUCGGGGAUCCUAUCGAUAUGGCUUUGAGGAAACUGCUGAUGGAAGUGGAACUGCCAAAGGAAACUCAACAGAUUGAUCGAGUCCUUCAGGGAUUCGCCGAUCGCUACCAUGAGUGCAACCCUGGCAUAUUUGUCUCGCCUGAGGAAGCCUAUUUCAUCUCCUUCUCCAUUGUGCUCUUGAACUCGGACUUCUUCAACCCCAACAACAAGCGGAAAAUGCAGAAGCCUGACUACAUCAAGAACUGCAACGGCGGCAACGCUUCCGAAGUAAACGAAGAUGUCCUGGCUACAAUUUACGACAACAUCGUUUACACACAAUUCAUUCACAUCGACGAUGAGGUCGAUCUGCGGAGUCUGGCAAAUAGACGGAGCAAAAAGACCAAGAUCAUCAAGAACGCUGUUCAAGAUCCGGUGAAGAAAGCACAGAAGGAACCGGUUGAUCCGUAUACGAUCAUUUUCGAAAAUAAGCUGGACAUUCUCCGACCGCCGAUCAAGGACGUAAUGCAAUUCGAGGAUCCUUACAGCUACAAGGGAACGGCACAAUGCAUAGACCUGAAGGCUCUGCACAGAACUUUUGCAAAAUACGGCGUUAUUCAGAUCGUCUCCGCUCGUUCUCGUCCGGAAGCUUUCAUGUCUCCUUCGACAAUAGAAAACCCGGAUGGUGCCCAGGCUGGUGUAGUUGAGAUGCCUGUGACCAAAGUUGGCAUCUUGUGGCGAAAAGACACGAAGAAGAAGGCAGCAAGAUCACCGUGGCAGGAAUGGGGAGCGGUUCUCACACGCUCCAGCUUGUCUUUCUUCAAGAACGCUAGUUGGGCUAAAGGCUUGAUUCAUCAACACGACUCGCACGAAAAGGCUGGUGGUGCUGGAAAUCCCGUGGUGUUUAGGCCACCCGUUGAAGAGUUCAAGCCUGACUACGCAAUCCCCAUGGACCAAUGUGUCGCAGCCUUGGACUCGAGCUACAGGAAGCACAAGUACGCCUUCGUCAUCUUCGCCAAAGGCGGAGCGGAGGAAGUGUUUUUGGCUGAUGACGAGGUGGAUAUGAAUGACUGGCUGGCGAAGUUGAACUAUACUGCGGCAUUCGAGACAGCUGGAAUAAGGCCACGCGGCCUGAUCGGUGGAAGCUACGACGGCCAGCGAAAUCGGGCCAUAAGACGUCUGGAGUCUUCGCAGUCCACCAAGUCUAUCCAGGGUCCUACAGGGCAGGUCACGGUCUCGAGCGGAAAGAUCGACAAUCAGCUUGCUCAGCAAAUCGCAAAAGCUCGAAGGGAAAACGUCCAGCGGAAGGUUGAGGAAGCUGACGAUCGGCUGGGUGCUGCGGUGAAGCAACUGGAUAGCCGCCUGAGGGAUGCCCGUCACUUGCAGGUUAUGGCCCCUAUUCAACCGAGGACCAGAGAACAUGUCAUGCACGCAGCAGGCCGCAUGGCAGCGAAGUUGAAGUGGAUCCGCAUCGAAAUCGUCCGCAUGAAGGCCCAUCGAGACAUUCUCAUCAUGGACAUGGACGAGGAGAAGAAGAAUGCCGAGGAAGCGAAGUCAAGGGUAAAGGAGAUUGAUCCGAUCCCGCCCGUUCCGGCCCUUCCCUCUGCCGCCUCGUCUCCUUCUACAGUGCAGGGCCCUAAGUCUUCACGACUUAGUGGACUCGUCCGUCUGGGAUCUAAAGCUAGCGGCUCAACGACUCGACCUCGUUCACCAAGAUCACCCUCUAUGAGUGGCAGGCCUGACACCGCUGGCUCUGAUGCUAAUGAAAAUGAAGUCUUUGCAACUCCUCCAGAGACAACUCAACCAAGCCCUGGCUCGCCACCUGCAGGCUGGGAGAUUCCUCCCAUGGAGUUUGGACCUUCUAACAGAGACUCUUGGGCCGAGUCUACGACUUCCAGCCGUCCAGGACUUGAUCAUCGGCCGUCAGUGUCUACUGUCGGCGACAUGACAGAGUCCGUUGAUGAAUCAGAUGCUGGCUCGCGGCACCGCCGCCCAAGCAUUUCUGACGCGGAGCACAAUCCGACUGAGAUGAAUCUGGACGGCCGCCCUUCGACUCCUUCAGGCGAGAAUGCUGAGCGACCUGCUCCUGGCAGCCCCGAGUCACGCAGCAAGGUUCGCCGCAGUCUUCACCGCACCCUUCGCGACACGCAUAGUGGUAGCGGACACCGACGGAGCGGCAAGGGCAAGGAAUCUGGCUCUAGCAUCAAGUCCGACGACCUCAGUGGACCCUCGAGCCCAGAGGUUCUUCCGCGUACUCACCAAAGCUUCACUGUUCAUGGAAAGAAGGCUUCUGUUGUCACGUUCGGUGCAGAGUGGCAGAACCUGUCGGCAGAGGAGCGCUUGAGGCUGCGUAAGUCGACAAAUGACGAGGGCAGCAAGCUGAGCGCUUCGGCGGCUGGUGACGACGAUGCCACAAUCCGAGGCAGAGGUCGUGCUGCUUCGACGACCUCGGAAAGUUCUCGUACCAUCAGGAACCUGACCUCGGGUCCUGGUCCUACUCUGGAGGAGGGGGAGAUAGAGGAGGGUCUGGGAUUGAAGCCUCUGCCGAAAGACGUGCAAUGGAACAACGGUCGCCUGAGCGAGGAAAUGGCCGACUCGGGUCUUGCUUCUGAACCCGAGGACCUCUCGCCCACGACGACACGGGACAGUGCGACCAAGGCUGACAAAGAAUCAGCUGGUGAUGAUGAGGAAGCCCACGCAGGCGGUCUGCACAAGAAUGUUCAGCCGCAGGCCGUGGAGGCUUGA
Lasiodiplodia theobromae is the source of this 4092-nucleotide messenger RNA. RefSeq names its product SEC7-like protein. Bases 1 to 4092 code for a protein of 1363 amino acids. The record is from RefSeq and is a predicted model, not a curated record. Gene Ontology annotation, biological process: regulation of ARF protein signal transduction. Gene Ontology annotation, molecular function: guanyl-nucleotide exchange factor activity. The transcript has 4 exons. NCBI's taxonomy places the organism in Eukaryota, Fungi, Ascomycota, Dothideomycetes, Botryosphaeriales, Botryosphaeriaceae.